Labrus bergylta (ballan wrasse) is the source of this 1755-nucleotide messenger RNA. RefSeq names its product RNA-binding Raly-like protein. Gene Ontology annotation, cellular component: nucleus. NCBI's taxonomy places the organism in Eukaryota, Metazoa, Chordata, Actinopteri, Labriformes, Labridae. Gene Ontology annotation, molecular function: RNA binding. The record is from RefSeq and is a predicted model, not a curated record.
CGACUGCGAGCGCAAAAGCUUGGACGCAGAGCCUCGGUGCAUACCAGCCUGCACACCACCAACCACCACCUCUAUACGCCUCAUUUCUUUUUAAUUGAAACCUUUUACUCCCUCUCGCAGGCAUUGCUGCAGGACUAGGAUGACUGGGAAGACCCAGACCAGCAACGUGACCAACAAGAAUGACCCGCGCUCCCUCAACUCCCGAGUCUUCAUUGGCAACCUAAACACGGCCGUGGUAACCAAGGGCGACAUCGAGGCCUUCUUCGCCAAAUACGGCAAGAUCUUGGGCUGCUCGGUGCACAAGGGUUACGCCUUCGUCCAGUACGCCAGCGAGAGGAACGCCAGGGCCGCCGUGGCAGGGGAGAACACCAGGGUCAUCGCCGGACAAUCACUGGACAUCAACAUGGCAGGAGAGCCAAAACCAUACAGGCCUAAGAUCGGCUCCAAGAGGCCUCUCUCGUCCCUCUACAGUGGCUACGAGUUUGACUAUGACUACUACAGAGAUGAUUUCUACAGCAGACUCUUUGAGUACCACGGUCGUGUUGUGCCUCCGACCCGGGCUGUGAUUCCUAUCAAACGUUCCCGGCUAGUUGUCCCUUCAACACGCAGAGCCAAAUCCUCCUUUCCUGUCAGAGCCUGUUCAUCCUCUUCCUCAUCCUCCUCUUCCUCCCCUCGAGUGCUGAACGUCGGUUGUUCAAUAGCUGCCCCUAAACUGAAGACGGACCAGCUCCUAACAAUCAAAAAGGAGCUGUCACAGAUCAAAACCAAGAUCGACUCGCUGCUUGGAAGGCUGGAGAAGAUUGAGAGGCAACAUCGUUCUGACGGCGAUAUGCAGAGGAAACAAGAGGAGGUGUGUGAGUGUCUCCAUGGCAACGCAGUGGACCACUCUGGUGAAGAGGAUGUGGAGGGGGCAGCCGAAGUGGAGGCGGGGGAGAUGACAGACGGUGGCGAAGACGACUAUGAAGAUGAAGGCACCAGUGAAAUGUUGGUAAAGCCUACCUACUGUACAAGAAGUUGGGAGUACUGAUACCAGCAAAACCUUCUUCAUCAAGAGGGUGUAUUUGAAAUUAAGAAAGCUAUGACGGGAGCGACUGGCAGCUGAAGACGAGUUUCUCAAACUUGUGUGUUGCUAGUUUGCCUGAUUAGAACACGGCACUUCUUCAUCCAAAUGCUGGUUAGGAAAUUAUCUCCAGACUACUGCAAGAUCCACUGCACAGAGAAAUCAGUAUCCCCCAUUCAAACGUAUUGCCUCUUCGAAAAACAUGGACAAUAAAUUGUGUGCUUAAUAUGAUAUAAACAGGUCUGUAUUGUGAAUAAAAAUACAGUAACAUGAUCAAUCAGAUCAACCAGGAACUCUUUUGUUGUACUGCAAAUGUUUGUUUUUUUUUGUUUCUGUGAAAACUGUGACCAGCCGUGAAGCCGGCAGAGAGCUAAAUAUGAAUGUAAGAGGAACACCAUUUCUUUCACAUUGAUGUGUUUUUGCUUUUUCUGUACAUUUGGUUGAUUUGUACAGUAUGUAAUUUGUUCACAUUGCCUCCACAUGGUAUUGUAAGCAUUUCAUUUGUUAAAACAUUAUAAGUUGCUUGUGUUAAACUCUGUGUAUGGUUAAAAUACGUUGAUUAUUUUUUAUUAUCAGCAUGUUAAAAAUGUGGCUGUUAUGGAUCAUUUGUAUUCAUUACAUCUGUUGUACAGCUAUAGAUGAUAUCAGAUUUUGAAAUAAACCUGUUCCUCCUCCCAAAAAAGGAAAAAAAAACA